This is a messenger RNA of Perca fluviatilis (European perch), 3800 nucleotides long. RefSeq names its product ATP citrate lyase b (gene aclyb). The transcript has 28 exons. The record is from RefSeq and is a predicted model, not a curated record. Gene Ontology annotation, cellular component: cytosol. Bases 187 to 3438 code for a protein of 1083 amino acids. Gene Ontology annotation, biological process: fatty acid biosynthetic process; acetyl-CoA biosynthetic process; tricarboxylic acid cycle. Gene Ontology annotation, molecular function: ATP citrate synthase activity. Lineage: Eukaryota; Metazoa; Chordata; Actinopteri; Perciformes; Percidae.
UCGUCAGAUUAUGGUGCGACAGGCAGGACGAGAGUGAGGGGGCAACUGGCAGCAGCAGUAGACUCCUGUACAAGAACAAGUAACGUUAGUGACUCUUUAGUUGUGUCGUUUUGACCGGGGAACGAUUCCUGUACUUCGAGGAGGUGCUACUUUCAUUGACAAGGUCCUGUGCCAUCCAGUGCUACCAUGUCGGCGAAAGCCAUCUCAGAGCAGACAGGAAAAGAGUUCUUGUAUAAGUAUAUCUGCACUUCAGCAGCUGUGCAGAACCGCUUCCGCUAUGCCAGUGUCACUGCUGAGACUGACUGGGACCGCCUCUCACAGGAGCAUCCGUGGCUGCUGACAGAGCGGCUGGUGGUAAAGCCAGAUCAACUAAUCAAGCGGCGUGGGAAGCUCGGUCUGGUGGGCAUCAACCUGGACCUGCAGGGUGUCCGAGAGUGGCUCAAAGACCGUCUCAUGAGAGAGACCACUGUUGGAAAGGCCAAGGGUGUGCUGAAGAACUUCCUCAUUGAGCCAUUUGUUCCACACCCACAGGAUGAAGAGUUUUAUGUGUGUAUUUAUGCCACACGUGAGGGCGACCAUGUGCUUUUCCACCACGAGGGAGGAGUGGAAGUGGGUGAUGUGGACGCCAAGGCCCAGAGGCUGAUGGUUGCAGUGGAUGAGAAGCUGAGUGAGGACCAAGUCACAGAGCAGCUCCUCACACACGUUCCUGAUGAAAAGAGAGAAGUCUUGGCCAAUUUUAUAGUUGGACUCUUUAACUUCUAUGAGGACCUCUACUUCACCUACCUUGAGAUCAACCCUAUAGUCGUCACCAACGAUGGAGUGUACGUCCUCGACAUGGCAGCCAAGAUUGAUGCCACAGCAGAUUACAUCUGCAAGGCUAAAUGGGGUGAUGUGGAGUUUCCACCACCCUUUGGCAGAGAAGCAUAUCCAGAGGAGGCAUACAUAGCUGAUCUGGAUGCAAAGAGUGGUGCCAGUCUGAAGCUGACCCUGCUGAACCCAAAUGGCAGGAUCUGGACCAUGGUGGCUGGAGGAGGGGCUUCAGUAGUCUACAGCGACACUAUCUGUGACCUGGGCGGUGUGGAUGAACUGGCCAACUAUGGCGAGUACUCUGGCGCUCCCAGUGAACAGCAGACUUACGACUACGCUAAAACCAUCCUCUCUCUCAUGACACGGGAGAAACAUCCUCAAGGGAAAGUGCUGAUCAUCGGAGGAAGUAUUGCCAACUUCACCAAUGUGGCAGCCACAUUCAAGGUAAAACGCAUUAACAUAAUUAUCGUCACCAUCUUUGUUCGACGUGGCGGGCCCAACUACCAGGAGGGUCUGAGGGUCAUGGGGGAAGUAGGGAAGACCACAGGUAUUCCCAUCCAUGUGUUUGGUACUGAGACCCAUAUGACAGCCAUUGUUGGAAUGGCUCUGGGACACCGGCCAAUCCCUAACCAGCCUCCAAUGGACGCACAUACGGCGAACUUCCUCCUCAAUGCCAGCAGCAGUGCAGUGACUCCAGCCACAACAAGGACAGCUUCAUUCUCUGAAUCAAGGAAAUCUAACGAUGUCACCCCAGCCAAAAAGUCUAAAGCAGGUCUUCCAGCAGCCAAAGCCACCACACUCUUCAGAAAACAAACCAAGACCAUUGUCUGGGGCAUGCAGACACGUGCCGUGCAGGGCAUGCUGGACUUCGACUAUGUAUGCUCCCGGGACGAACCCUCUGUGGCAGCCAUGGUCUACCCCUUUACGGGGGAUCAUAAGCAGAAGUUCUACUGGGGCCACAAGGAGAUCCUGGUGCCGGUCUAUAAGAACAUGGCCGAUGCCAUGAAGAAGCACACGGAGGUGGACGUCCUGAUCAGCUUUGCUUCACUGCGCUCAGCCUUCGACAGCACUAUGGAGGCCAUGCAGUACCCACAGAUCCACACUAUCGCAAUCAUAGCUGAGGGCAUUCCUGAAGCUCAGACAAGGAAGAUAAUUAAAGUGGCUGAUGAGAAAGGUGUCACUAUCAUCGGCCCCGCUACGGUAGGUGGCAUCAAGCCUGGCUGUUUUAAGAUCGGUAACACAGGUGGCAUGCUGGACAACAUCCUGGCUUCGAAACUUUAUCGUCCUGGCAGCGUGGCAUAUGUGUCGCGCUCUGGGGGCAUGUCCAACGAGCUGAACAACAUCAUUUCCCGUACCACAGACGGCGUCUGUGAAGGUGUGGCCAUCGGAGGCGACAGAUAUCCAGGCUCCACCUUCAUGGACCACGUCCUUCGUUACCAGGACACUCCAGGGGUUAAGAUGAUAAUAGUGCUGGGAGAGAUUGGAGGCACAGAGGAGUACAAGAUCUGCCAAGGAAUCAAAGAGGGCAGGAUAACCAAGCCUGUGGUGUGCUGGUGUAUUGGAACCUGCGCCACCAUGUUCACUUCAGAGGUUCAGUUUGGCCAUGCAGGGGCCUGUGCCAACCAGGAAUCAGAGACCGCAGUAGCCAAGAAUCAGGCUCUGAGGGACGCUGGCGCUUAUGUACCAAAGAGCUUUGAUGAGCUGGGGGUUGUCAUUAAGACCGUUUAUGAUGAACUGGUGGCCAAUGGUACCAUCAUUCCUGCCGACGAGGUGCCUCCCCCAACAGUGCCUAUGGAUUACUCUUGGGCCAGGGAGUUGGGCCUGAUCCGUAAGCCAGCCUCAUUCAUGACUAGCAUCUGUGACGAGCGAGGCCAGGAGCUCAUCUACGCUGGCAUGCCCAUCACCGAGGUCUUCAAAGAGGAGAUGGGUUUAGGAGGAGUGCUGGGCUUGCUUUGGUUCCAACGCAGGUUGCCGCGCUAUGCCUGCCAGUUCAUUGAGAUGUGCCUGAUGGUGACUGCUGAUCAUGGGCCUGCCGUCUCUGGUGCACACAACACCAUUGUCUGUGCUCGUGCUGGCAAGGACCUUAUCUCAAGCCUCACCUCCGGCCUGCUCACCAUCGGGGACCGUUUUGGAGGUGCUUUGGAUGCAGCUGCGAAGCAGUUCAGCAAGGCAUUUGAUAGUGGCAUGCUGCCCAUGGAGUUUGUCAACAAGAUGAAGAAGGACGGCAAGCUGAUCAUGGGCAUUGGCCACAGAGUCAAAUCAAUCAACAACCCAGACAUGCGGGUGCAGAUUCUGAAGGACUUUGUUAAGCAGCAUUUCCCCUCCACCCAGCUCCUCGACUACGCACUAGACGUAGAGAAGAUCACUACCUCCAAGAAACCCAACCUGAUCCUCAAUGUAGACGGUUUUAUUGGUGUUGCCUUUGUAGACCUGCUUAGGACGUGUGGGGGCUUCACAAGAGACGAGGCUGACGAGUUUGUGGAGAUUGGUGCACUAAAUGGGAUCUUUGUCCUUGGCCGCAGUAUGGGCUUUAUUGGACAUUAUCUGGACCAGAAGAGGCUGAAACAGGGUUUGUACCGCCACCCCUGGGAUGACAUCUCCUAUGUGCUUCCUGAACAUAUGUCCAUGUAAUCUCCACAUUACAGAAUGGGACGCACUUUCAGAUGCAACUGCCCAAAUAGGUCAGGCAGCAUUACGCAUCUCACUCACCGUAUAUGUACUCUCCGGUUAUUACAACAGCGGCCUUGGGAAAACUGGGCAGGGUGAUUCUGGAAAAUGGACGUACCGUCUGGCUGAGGGAUCUGGGUAGAAGUUUUCAAUCUUGUUUUUACAGAGAAAAAGGGGAAGUACAUUUUUUUAUUUUUGACUAAUUAUUUUAAGUCUGAGUUACUUAAUUCAGUUUUGACCACAGACCAGAACCAAUACAACUUUAGCAGUUGCAGAAGCACAAAAUUAAUUAGUACUUUUAAAAAAAAAAAAGGGCAGGAUUCAAA